AAAAAAAAAUGUCAAAAUUAGUAAUUUUACAAUACUCAUCGCCAUACGUUGUAUUUUGCGAAAAAUAUUGUUUAUUUGACUAACUUUUAUCGUAUUAACGUUAAAACUACGUUUUGAAGUUAGUGAUUGUUCAAUAAGUUAACGAAACAGAGUGCUAGAGUUGAAUUUAAUAUGGUUUAAUAGUGUUAUCCAGCUUUGUUAUGAGCGAUAUGGUUGGAGCAUAACUUCACGUAGAAUCGCAAUAAACAGUACAAAAUGGAUUUAGUACAAGCAAAUAACAAUCGAGACGGUAUGAAUAACGAAGUUUCUUCGACAUCCAGCGAAGACACGCAAGCCCCAGUCAAGAGAUUUACAAAACUAUACAAGAAACAUUAUAAAAAUGACUCCGCUUUGUCUGACAAUGAGAUGGAACCCCGCAGAAAUAAUAUGCAAACCAGAAAUCAUUAUAAAAGCACUGGGAAUUUAAACGAAGGGUACCGUGACUUCAGAACUAUUCAAAACAGUAUUAGUAACAUCGAUUUAAGUUUACACGGUGAAGAAAUUAAGAAAUAUGAGUCGCUACAAAUUCCUAUAGUUGGGUAUGAAAUUAUGGAAGAACGGGCCAGAUUCACUAUUUACAAAUUAAAGGUUGAAGAUGACAAUAGUGACCAAUCCUGGUUAGUUUUUCGUAGAUACACAGAUUUUGUUAGACUAUACUCAAGAAUAAAGGCGGAGCAACCAAAUUUGAACUUACCAUUGCCUGGAAAACGGUGGUUCAGAGAUAAUUUUGAACCUGCAUUUUUGGAAGACCGAGUUAGAGGGUUACAGAUUUUUGUUAAUGCUAUUUUGAGUAAGUUGCCUAACCAUCCAGUAGUUAGGGAGUUUUUCUGUCUUGACGAGCCUCCACAAGUAUUUUCUUAUCAACCUGAGGUCCAAGCGGUUUAUGGGGCCUUAGAAGAUUCAAUAACUACCUUGAAAAUGCAGCUUAAGCAAAAGGAUGCAACAAUUAUGCAUUUACAGAAGAGGUUGGCUCAAUUUGAAGCUCAGGUCAAAAAUUGUGGCAGUUGCAGUACAAAUCUUUCUAUAUAGUAGUUUUUACAGGUUUUGAUAAAUAUAGAAAAGGUAUAUUUUGUGUGCCUUGGUGUUUUACAAUGUGUAAUGUAAUAAACGAGUCUAUAUUCUAUUUGGAUCGGCACUUAA
Molecule: messenger RNA, 1179 nt
Organism: Helicoverpa zea (corn earworm)
Lineage: Eukaryota; Metazoa; Arthropoda; Insecta; Lepidoptera; Noctuidae
Gene: Snx16
Product: sorting nexin-16
Exons: 2
Coding region: 256-1068 (270 amino acids)
Biological process (GO): early endosome to late endosome transport; endosome to lysosome transport; protein targeting to lysosome
Cellular component (GO): extrinsic component of endosome membrane; early endosome; late endosome
Molecular function (GO): phosphatidylinositol binding
Source: RefSeq, a predicted model, not a curated record